AUGGAAUGCCCUAGCAGCCAAGAGGCGAUGCAGCUGUUUGUUUCUGUCUUUGCAUUCAUUGCCAGGGCGACGGCAGUGCUGCACGAGUCGCCUGGUGAUGAUCUCUCAGCCUUCAUCCCGUCCUCGCCACUGAUGGGCGGUAGAUCAGCCUUCACCAGCCGACCUCAUGCCGACAGGCGGUGGAGAUGGAGCCGGCGAGGCAGAUCCAUGCCGCUGCAUGCGCAAGGAGGUGACGAGAUGGAUGCACACUGUGAUGUGUGCAUGUGUUGGUCUGUGGCUGGUCUGUUUGUGCAGGUGGAGAGGCGAGUGAUGCUGCUGUGGUUGUGGACGAGGCUUUGGUGCGGAAAACGGCCGCCCUGGCGCACCUCGACCUCACCGAUGACGAGGUAAGUGAAGUCGGGCAGAACAUGGCGGGCCAUUUGUUUGCAAUCAAUGCAUGUGAGGUGUUCGCGGCCUUUGUGUGCGUGAGGUGUCGGAGAUGGUGCACCAGUUCAAGGACUUCCUCCGCUUUGUGGACGACAUGAAGGCCAUCGACACGUCGCAACUCGACGUCAGCCCGCGCACACACCACACAACACGUGACGAACUCACUCCGCCAUCUGGGUGCGCGUGUGUGGUGGGUGUGUCAGAUUGAUGUGAUGUCGCCACGCGCGUCGGUGCCCUACCGCGACCCACUCAGGGAGGACACAGUGCAGCCGUUCGACAACAGGGUGAGCUCACUCACACACACACACAAGGGGGAUGUGCGUGCGUCGUGAAUGUGUGGUGUGUGUCUGUUGUGUGUGCAGGAGGCCAUCGUUGCGAACAUGCCCGAGGAGGAGGACGGCUUUCUGCGGAUACCCAGGGUCGGCGAGAUCGAAGACUGACUGACUGACUGAUGGGCGGAUGGCCGGGGACGCGUUGUACAGACAGACGCUGUGACGUGAUGCGGGUGACAGACGGAUGUAUGUGCGCUCUCGUGUUGGCCUCGUCACCGUCAGGCUGUUGAGGUCUGCGUCUGCGGCGGUUGCGCGGCUGUCGACGCGAACAUCAACAGCCACAUGCACUGACGAGGCCGACACGGACGCAUCCAUGCAGGGUGUGUGUGUGUGUGUGUGACCACUCCAGCACCAGGGUUUUGUCCGCGUCCUCCUGACGGUGGAGUUGAAGCGACUUCCCUCGCAAUCAGCCCCACCAUCAGGGGUUCGUGGCAUGAAACGCUGAUGCAGGAGAAGGAGAGGUGUGUGUGUUGUAUAGCCGUUUUCUCGUAUUGGUCGGUGUGUGGCGUGUUUGUCUCGUGUGCAGCUGACUGAAGGGUAGGUUGCCAGUUGGGGCAUCGAUCGUUAGGUGCACCAGCGUGCCAACUCUGGUUUGGUCCGAUGGAUGAUUGUCCGGCUGACUGACUGACUCAUCGCUAUCUUUCACGCACGAGGCGCUCAUUUAAAUGAGACACUUUUGUAGAGUCCAUGUAUAUACAAAAGAGUCACUGUACUUACUGUAUAUACUCAUACAGACAGACACACGACACAAACAUCCACCGUCAUCGGCAUGACACUCCCCCUCUCCCACAAGGUUUUUUCUCAUCAUGCCAUCACAGCUCUAGCAGCUCUAGCACAACACACCUCUGGGCUCAAGUGCAGAGCGCAUGCGUCAUGCAGUGCAAAGUGAGCAGAAAGACCCUCUCUCCCCACUGUUGUUUGUGGUC
This is a messenger RNA of Vitrella brassicaformis, 1684 nucleotides long. The record is from the annotation of a GenBank genome assembly. Lineage: Eukaryota; Vitrellaceae.